This is a messenger RNA of Seminavis robusta, 636 nucleotides long. Lineage: Eukaryota; Bacillariophyta; Bacillariophyceae; Naviculales; Naviculaceae. The record is from the annotation of a GenBank genome assembly.
AUGGAAGAAGCGACUGAUCACAAACCUAUGUCAGCGGCAUCCUUCGGCUUUGCAAAACUGCUUCUCGAGGGAUACCAAAUCUCAGUAGAAACGGAUGAACCUUGCAUGGACCCUGGACCAGGAGACGAGGCCAAUCCAACUCCAUACGAAUGGAAAGUUGAAACGAAGGAUGGGGACACGAUCAAGAAAGGGGAACACCAAUGGACUCCCGAAGCAAUGGAAUGGUUCAAGAAUCACUUUUUGAUGGAAUCUGCUGGCUUUGACCUCGUGUUGGUAACAAAGAAACCUCUUCCUAAGUUGAAAGGAAACGGUAGAAGCGCAGCGGGUGAGGGUGAGGGUGACCUUGUCAUUGGGAAUGGUGUAUACAUUACACAAGUUGAUGACCCAUAUGAGCAUGCAUAUGGAUUGGUGGAACUUAAGACUGACGAAUACAAGGUGAAACCAGGACAGAGUGUUCUAGAGCUAGCUUCGCUUUCAACUACCAGUCGAUUUGGCAGAAAUUUUGCUCUUUUGGCGACCGACUGCAAGCACAAAUGGCAGCUUUACUAUUUCAAAGACUUGAAGACAAUUCUACGAAGAGAAUACCUCCACAUCACAGCAAUGGUCGAAAGUGCUGGGAAGACUUCAAGGCAUUGA